AUGUCAAAUCCAAGUCCAAAUUAUGCUCAGCUGCCUCCGCUCCGACCAUCCUCCCUCAGCUCACAGCCCUUCCCUCCUCUUCCACCAGCGCCACCAUACUCUCCUGUCACGCCGCAGAUGUCUACGGCAAAUCUAGCGGCCGCGACGUCAUCCUUGACCAACGUUGACCCUCGCUCCGUACCCCAUCAUCCUUCAGCUUUGAAAUCUCCUCUGAGCAAUGCGCCACCCUUACCCGAGCGACACGAACCACAGAAUCGAUCACAACCUUCCCUACAGUCGCUCUCUCAACAUGCGCAGUAUGAGCAGGAGCCAGUCCAUCAAGCCCCAGAACACCCUCCAUCACGACCUGUGGCUGCUGCCCCGCAAUUCCAAGAAACCCCCACCAAACCAGUCGACCUCGCUACCAAUCCUGAUGCCAUGGCACUUCGAGCAGCCAUGUCUGUUCUCGAGCUACAGCGACAACAAGCGCUCCGCGACAUGGCAACCCUAGAGCGGCAGAAAGGGAUGGCACUCGCCGAACCACAAGAAUUUGCGGAAGCUCUACAGCGCGGCGACAUAAAGUCAAAAGAUACAUUACGAAAUGGCAUAGAUAGUGCAUACUCCUCCGAAUCCGAAUCCGAUGAAAGUGUGGAACCAAGCCCCGUACCAGAUUCCCGUGACACAGAUGCACGUGAACGAACAGAGGGCAAGGCGGAAAGAGCAAGAGAAUUUGGGGAGCUUCCAGUUGCGCAGAACGUCGUCCGCACACCCCCGAUCAAUUGGAAGAAAUAUCACAUAGUGGGUCCGGCUCUGGAUAAAUUACAUGAAGCGGAGAGAAAAGAUCCUACGGAGGGGAGGCCGAGAACGGAUGAAGAUUUGAGGAUGGAGAUACUGAGAAGCAAGGCGAAGGAAGGACAAGUGGCUACAUUCACGAAUCAGAUGGGUCAGAGGCCAAUACAGGCGCCUUUUGAUCCUUUUAGGGACCAGCUGGUCAGCACGGAGGGGGUCAGAGGUGGCGGUAAUACGGGUGUUGGUGCUGGAGGAGAGAGGAGCGGCUUCGAGACGAUGGAAAUAGCAGCAGAUGAAGCAUCAGUAGAGCCGCCAGAGAAGAGGAGAAAGAGUGUGGCCGGGCCAGGGAAGAAGAAGAAGGGUGCGAAGGGUUGA
Bacidia gigantensis is the source of this 1143-nucleotide messenger RNA. RefSeq lists its product as uncharacterized. Bases 1 to 1143 code for a protein of 380 amino acids. The transcript has a single exon. NCBI's taxonomy places the organism in Eukaryota, Fungi, Ascomycota, Lecanoromycetes, Lecanorales, Ramalinaceae. The record is from RefSeq and is a predicted model, not a curated record.